AUGCCCGUCUCCGAGGAGCUCGAACGUCUUCGUCGCGACACCGCCAAGGGGAAGCAGGGGAUUUACGGCAUGCUCACUCCAGAUCAGCGUCGGGCGCAAGUGUCUAGCCGCACUCGCUGGAGCAAGCCCGAGAAGCGUGAGGGGCAUCUCGGCGACUUGCAGGAGCAGCUUACUUGCCUCCUGGCCGACGGGGUAGGUGUGUAUCAUUUAAGUUUUGUAGUUCGCAUUCGUCCGCAAGUGUUGGACAUCUCCAAAGACUGCAACAGGUGCCUAGAUUCCACCGCCGCCAAGUACAGGCUUGGCAAUUUGAUGCAGGGGCUGGACCCCAAGAGUAAACACACCGCCCGCAUGCCGCCCGGGGCCUGCCGCGACGCCUCCCCGCGGGCGCGGUCUCCGCCGCAGUGCGCGGGCGCCCCCGCCGCGGCCUCGGGGCGCGGCGCCGCGCGGGCUCCCCGCACGCCGCUGAGGAGGGCGCACUCCCCAGACGUGGGCGACUCCCGCGGCGCCACCUUCCACACGCCGAUGCCAGGGGCGGCCGCGGCGUGCCACGCGCCGCCGCUGCCGCCGGAGGGCUGCUUGAGCCCAGCCUUCCGGACGCCCCUGCCAGCGCACGCCGCCGCCAGCAUGGUCGACGCGGGGCCUGCAAGUCUGGGGCCGGCAUGGGCGAGGUCAGGAUUUGAGCCCACCCCGUCUCCUCCUCCUCUUCCUCCUCCUCCUCCUCCAGC
This is a messenger RNA of Prorocentrum cordatum, 725 nucleotides long. NCBI's taxonomy places the organism in Eukaryota, Dinophyceae, Prorocentrales, Prorocentraceae. The record is from the annotation of a GenBank genome assembly.